Molecule: messenger RNA, 1129 nt
Organism: Cuscuta campestris
Lineage: Eukaryota; Viridiplantae; Streptophyta; Magnoliopsida; Solanales; Convolvulaceae
Source: the annotation of a GenBank genome assembly
UUCUAUUUGCUGAAGGCUCUUGAUACGAACCACCCUACUCCCGUGACUACACUUUGUUUGCUGAAGAGCAAAUUGAAGCAAACAAGGUGGCAAUUCGAGAAAGAGCAAAACUUCUUGAAUCAGUCCGGAAGGAAAAGGAGUUCGAGAGGAGAUUAUGCGAAGGAUCAGAGAUGAUGCAGAAAAUGCUGGACGACUUUCAAAGAGAAAGACUAGAAGCUGAGUCUAAAGCCGAUAAAUUAGUCAAUGAUCUCUGCAAGGCUGUUGAACUUAAACGCUCCCUCCAAUCUCAAGAUCAAAUGAGGGAGAUUAAUGUUCAAAAAGAGGCUCUAGAACCUAAGACCAACCCUGAACCAUCUAACCAUCAGGUUCCAGUUCUAGAAGAUUCACCCAGACCAACACUACCACAGAAACCCGAGAGCAUAACAACUCUCGCUAGGGCUACUGUGGUGAUGCCUAGCCAAGUCCUAGCCAGCAUAGUCGUACAAAAGGUGGAACCAACUGAGGGAACUGACUUAGAACCACCUAUGCUUAGUCAAGAAAAGGAGGAGGAAGUUUUGCCUCUAGCAAUAAACGACCAUCUCCUUAAUUGUGUUGAACACACACCUCGAGAGAAACCUGUUCUGGAGGAAGUAGAGCCCGUUACCUGCCCCCAAGAUACCAAUGUCCAAGUGUCUGAGCAGGAAUCUAUAGACGAGGAAUUACUUUGCAUGGAAAAGCCAACUCCGUUUAUAGAAACCUGUGUAGAUAAUGCUUCAUCUGAAGAUUCAGACCAAACCUUCUUUGACUCCCUACUUGAUGGGUGCGACUUUUUCUGCCCGAAGGAUAGUUGGAGCCAAAAGAGUUGGGAUGAACUUCUGGUAAGUGACACUGAAGACUCAUCCAUGGGGGAAAGCACGGUCGUAAUCAUCAAACCACAAUUGGAUAGUCUGCCCAUUGAAGACAAAGAAGAAAUCAAUCUCGCUAUAAAGGCAAAUGAUGUGGAUCAUCUGAGGAGACUUCCGCCACCACCAAUCAAUACAAAGUCUCCUCCUAUAUCCUGUUGCCACCAAGCCGCAGGGAUGAGUCAAGGAUCCUGGACCUUGACCAAGCAAUAAAUCAAACAAGGUGGUAUCAGAAGAGAGUCAAAAAA